AUGGCUGCGAAUCCGCGUGCAGAGCAGCGCCCCCCCGGCACCAGCAGGCCACCCCGCGCGCGCCCAGAGCAGCCCCCGCGGACGGGGCAGCCACGGGGCAGGGAUGAGGCCCACCCCGCGCGCUACAGCAGGCGACCCCCCAACCAACACCCAGCCCCCCGACAAAGCACCCCCCCGCAAGACAGCGCCCGCGGGGAGACAGCAUCCCCCCACCCCCGCCGACAGCAGCAGGCGCCACCCCGGGGGAAGAGCAGGCGCCACCCCGCGCGACAGGAGCAGGCCCACCCCGCGCGACAGGAGGGAGAGCCACCCCCCGCUACAGAAAAGGCCCACCCCGCGCGACAGGAGAGGCCCACCCGCGCGACAGAGCAGGCGCCCCCGCGAAAGAAGGCGCCCCCGCGACAGGAGCAAAGGGGCCCCCGCGCACAGGAGCAGGCGCCCCCCGCGCGACAGGAGCAGGCGCCACCCGCGCGACAGGAGCAGGCCCACCCCGCGAGAUCAGGAGCAGGGGCCCCCCCCGCGGACAGGAGCAGGCGCACCCCGCGCGACAGCAGCAGGCCCACCCGCGCGAACAGGAGCAGGCGCCACCCCGCGGACAGAGCAGGCGCCACCCCCGCGCGACAGGAGCAGGGGCCAGCCCGCGCGAAAGGAGCAGGCGCCACCCCGGCGACAGAGAGGCAGCACCCCGCUGGUACAGAGGAGCAGGCCCACCCCGCGCGACAGGAGCAGGCGCCAGCCCGCGCGACAGGAGCAGGCCACCACCCGCGGACAGUGAUGCAGGGCGCCACGCCGCGCGACAGCAGCAGGCGCCACCCCGCGCGACAGGAGCAGGCGCCACCCAGCGCGACAGGAGCAGGCGCCAGCCCGCGCGUACAGAGCAGGCGCCACCCCGCGCGACAGGAGCAGGCGCCACCCCGCGCGACAGGAGCAGGCCCACCCCGCGCUACAGGAGCAGGCGCCACGCCGCGCGACAGAGCAGGCGCCACCCCGGCGCGACAAGGAGCAGGCGCCACCCCGCGCGACAGGAGCAGGCGCCCAGCCUCGCGCGACAGGAGCAGGCGCCACCCCGCGGACAGGAGCAGGCGCCACCCCGCGCGACAGGAGCAGCCCCACCCCGGCGACAGGAGCAGGCGCCACCCGCGCGGCAGCAGUGGCCAGCCCGCGCGACAGCAGCAGGCGACACCCCGCGCGACAGAGCAGGCGCCACCCCGCGGGGACAAGAGCAGCCCCAGCCCGCGCGACAGGAGCAGGCCCCACCGCGCGCGACAGCACCAGGCCCCACCCCGCGCGACAGGAGCAGGCGCCACGCCGCGCGACAGAAGCAGGCGCCACCCCGCGCGACAGGAGCAGGCGCCACCCGCGAACAGGAGCAGCGCCAGCCCGCGCGACAGGAGCAGGCGCCACCCCGCGGACAGGAGCAGGCGCCACCCGCGCGACAGGAGCAGGCCCCACCCCGCGCGACAGGAGCAGGCGCCACCCCGCGCGACAGCAGCAGGGCCAGCCCGCGGACAGCAGCAGGCGACACCCCGCGCGACAGGAGCAGGCGCCACCCCGCGUGACAAGAGCAGGCCCCAGCCCGCGCGACAGGAGCAGGCCCCACCGCCGCGCGACAGCAGCAGGCCCACCCCGCGACAGGAGCAGGCGCCACCCGCGCGACAGGAGCAGGCCCCACCCCGCGCGACAGGAGCAGGCCACCCGCGCGACAGCAGCAGGGGCCAGCCCGCGCGGACAGGAGCAGGCGCCACCCGCGCGACAGCAGCAGUCGGGCACACCGCGCGACAGAGCAGGCGCCACCCCGCGACAGGACAGCGCCACCCCGCGCGACAGCAGCAGGCCCCACCCGCGCGACAGGAGCAGGCCCCACCGCGGGCGAAGCAGCAGGCGCCACCCCGGCGACAGGAGCAGGCGCCACCCCGCGCGACAGGAGCAGCCCCACCCCGGCGACAGACCGGGGCCCCACCGCGCGCGACAGCAGCAGGCCCCACCCCGCGCGACAGCAGCAGGCGCCACCCGCGCGACAGAGCAGGCGCGACCCCGCGCGACAGGAGCAGCCCCACCCGGGCGACAGGAGCAGCCACCCCGCGGACAAGGCGACAGCGGCGCCAGCCGCGCGACAGAGCAGCCCCACCCCGCGCGACAGGAGCAGGCGCCAGCCGCGCGACAGCAGCAGGCCCACCCGCGCGACAGGAGCAGGCGCCACCCCGCGCGACAGAGCACGCGCACAGCCCGCGCGACAGCAGCAGGCGCCACCCCGCGCGAACAGGCAGGGCGCCACCCCGCGAACAGAGCAGGCCCACCCGCGCGACAGGAGCAGGCGCCACCCCGAGCGACAGCAGCAGGGCGCCAGCCACGCCGACAGGAGCAGGCGCCACCCCGCGCGACAGCAGCAGGCAGCACACGCGCGACAGGAGCAGGCGCCACCCGGCGCGAUCAGGAGCAGGCGCCACCCCGCGGCGACAGAGCAGGCGCCACCCGCGCGACAGCAGCAGCACCACCACCGCGCGACAGGAGCAGGCGUCCACCCCGCGCGAAGAGCAGGCCCACCACGCGACGAUAGAGCAGGCGCAGCCCGCGAAGCAGCAGGGCCACCCGCCGACAGGCAGCGCGACGGGCCAGCAGCUAGGCACCGCGACAGGAGCAGGCGCCACCCGCGCGACAGGAGCAGGCGCCACCCGCGCAUCGGCCACCAAUCGCGACGCAGCAGGAACCACCGCGCGACAGAGCAGGCGCAACCCCGCCGACAGGAGAGGCGCCAGCCCCGCCGGCAGCACCCGGCGCCAGCCCGGCGACCAGCACAGCGCCGCCCGCUGCGACAGGAUGCAGCGCCAAGCCCAGCGUACAGCACCACGCCCAACCACCGCGCGACAGCAGCAGGCCCACCCGCUCGACAGAUCAGCUACCACCGCGCUACAGUACAUGCUCCACCCCUCUAUACAUAUCAUCUCCACCCCGCGCACGAGCUCGCAAUCCCGCGUACAUGACAGUCUCACCCGCUCACAGGAUCAGCCCACCCCCGCAGAUACACUCCACCCCGCACAGGGCAGCCCACCCGCUGACAUUAGAGCUCCACCCCGCUCGAUAUCGUCUCACCCGCGCGACAUUAUCAUUCCACCCCGCGAGACAGCACCCACCCUCCACACAGCCAGCCCACCCCUGGGACAGGCACACCCACCAGGCUACAGACAUCAGUCCCCACCCCCUCACAUUAUCAUUACCAUCCCUCUCUACAAGAUUCCGCACUCCUCUCACAUGAUCAUCUCACACCCCUACAUAUCAUUCCCACCACUCGAAACUCAUCCUCGACGUCCCUAUCGCAUUAUCAUGCUCCAUCCCUCCGACAGUCAUCUCCACCCCCUCUACAGAUCAUUCCACCCCUCUACACGAGCAGUCUCACCCCUGCACGCUGAUUAA
Pecten maximus is the source of this 3411-nucleotide messenger RNA. RefSeq names its product serine/arginine repetitive matrix protein 1-like. The record is from RefSeq and is a predicted model, not a curated record. The transcript has 3 exons. The coding region runs from base 1 to 3411 and encodes 1136 amino acids. NCBI's taxonomy places the organism in Eukaryota, Metazoa, Mollusca, Bivalvia, Pectinida, Pectinidae.